Molecule: messenger RNA, 662 nt
Organism: Loa loa (African eye worm)
Lineage: Eukaryota; Metazoa; Nematoda; Chromadorea; Rhabditida; Onchocercidae
Product: neuronal calcium sensor family protein 3
Exons: 5
Coding region: 1-609 (202 amino acids)
Molecular function (GO): calcium ion binding
Source: RefSeq, a predicted model, not a curated record
AUGGGCAUAAACGGUAGCAAAGAAGAUAACGAUACGAAACGAAAGAAAGUAUGGAAGAAAAUUCCAAAAGAGGAUUUACUGGAAUUGGAAAGCAAAACAUAUUUUACUAAAAAGGAAUUACGAAAGUGGUACAAGGAUUUCAUGAAGGAUUAUCCCACUGGAGAAUUGAAAAUGAAUGAAUUCCAGAAUAUUUACAAACAAUUCUUCCCAAAUGGUGAUCCAACGAAAUUUGCUACAUUCGUGUUCAAUGUCUUCGACAGCAAUAAUGAUGGCUGCAUAUCAUUUCACGAAUUUAUCACAGCAUUAUCAAUAACAUCACGAGGUACACUCGAUGAAAAGUUAGACUGGGCUUUUUCAUUGUAUGAUGUGGAUAAAGAUGGUUAUAUAACGAAGGAAGAAAUGGGAGAUAUUGUUGAAGCAAUCCAUUCAAUGAUCGGUGAUAUACUUGAACUACCCAAGGAUGAAGAUACUCCAGAAAAACGAGUCGCCAAAAUUUUUUCUAAUAUGGAUCAUAAUCUUGAUGGUAAAUUAACGCUUGAAGAAUUCAGAGAAGGUUCUAAAAAUGAUCCAUGCAUUGUACAAGCUCUUACAACAGAUAUUCAUCGAUGAUGGAAGUGUACUUAGUAAUCAUAUUUGUGUUAAUGUAUUAUACACAUCCGCAG